Molecule: messenger RNA, 1642 nt
Organism: Phaethon lepturus (White-tailed tropicbird)
Lineage: Eukaryota; Metazoa; Chordata; Aves; Phaethontiformes; Phaethontidae
Product: scaffold attachment factor B2-like
Biological process (GO): regulation of mRNA processing; regulation of transcription by RNA polymerase II
Cellular component (GO): nucleus
Molecular function (GO): RNA binding; sequence-specific DNA binding
Source: RefSeq, a predicted model, not a curated record
CCCUGUUGAGGAGGACAGAGAUACAAAGACAAUCCCAAAAGAUGAGAAAGGCCGUGUGGGUAGUGGUUCUGGCAGGAAUUUGUGGGUUAGUGGACUUUCAUCCUCUACUAGAGCUACAGACUUGAAGAAUCUUUUCAGCAAGUAUGGAAAGGUGGUUGGUGCAAAAGUAGUGACAAACGCUCGCAGUCCUGGUGCUCGCUGUUACGGCUUUGUUACAAUGUCAACAUCUGAAGAAGCCACUAAGUGUAUUAAUCAUCUCCACAGAACAGAGCUGCAUGGAAAAAUGAUUUCUGUGGAAAAGGCAAAAAAUGAACCAGCUGGGAAGAAGCCUUCGGACAAAAAGGAAGGUGAAACAAGGAAGGAAAAAGACAGGCACCAUUCUGCAGAGUCCAAAUCUGAGAAGUGUGUUGGUAUUAAGAAGGAGGAGAAGACCGACAAAAAAGAUGAUGCUAAGAAAUCAGAAAAAGAUGGAAAAGAUGAAAAAGAAGGAAAAGAGAAAGAGGAACAAAAGGCUGGAUCCUCUGAGAGAUCAAGGGCAAGCAAAUCAGCGAGUCGAGGAACCGAAAGGACAGUGGUAAUGGAUAAAUCUAAAGGAGAACCGGUUAUUAGUGUGAAAACCUCUACAUCAAAGGAGAGGAGUACAAAAAGCCAGGAUCGCAAAUCUGAGAGCAAAGAAAAGCAAGACAUUUUAUCGUUUGAUAAAAUCAAAGAACAGCGAGAACGUGAACGUCAGAGACAGAGGGAGCGAGAAAUCAGGGAAACAGAAAGACGCCGAGAGAGAGAGAGGCGAGAACGAGAACAACGCCUUCAAGCUAUUCAUGAGCGGGAUGAAAGACAGAGGCUCCAGAGAGAGCGAGAACGACUUGAAUUUCAAAGACAGCGUCUUGACAGAGAGCGCUUGGAGAGGGAGAGAUUGGAGAGGGAAAGAAUGCACAUAGAACAGGAAAGGAGACGAGAACAGGAACGAAUCCAGCGAGAGAGGGAAGAGCUGCGACGUCCAGAACGGCGAUCUGCCAUGAGAAGGCCUUAUGAUCCUGAUGGCAGGCGAGAUGACCCAUACUGGCCAGAGGCGAAGCGGAUGGCCAUGGAUGAUAGGUAUCAUUCUGAAUUUAGUCGUCAAGACCGCUUCCACGACUUUGACCACAGGGAUCGUGGCCGAUACCAAGAUCAUUGUUUGGACAGAAGAGAUGGUUCAAGAGGAAUACCAGAUCGAGAUGGGCAGCAUUAUCCAGAUGAACGCCACGGAGGGCCUGAUCGUCACUCCCGGGAUAGUUGGGGUGGCUAUGGGUCUGACAGAAGAAUGAGUGAUGGGAGAGGGAUGCCUCCACAAACCCGAGAUGGACGUGACUGGGGAGAUCAUGGUCGAAAGUUAGAGGGGCAUCAAGAUCGUUCAUGGCAGGGAAAUAUGGAUGGAGGAAUGAUGGGACGGGAUCAUGAGAGAUGGCAAGGUGGUGAUAGAAGCAUGCCUGGUCAGUCAGGACCAGGCCAUGUGAUGAAUCGAGGAGGGAUGUCAGGGCGUGGAGGCUUCACACAAGUUGGAAACCAGAGCCAGAUGAUGCAGAGUAGCGGAAUACACGGAAUGUUUGUGGGCCAGGAGCGGACAAACAGACCGACUGAACCUCAUUUUACCCGCCGCUACUGA